Coffea eugenioides is the source of this 781-nucleotide messenger RNA. RefSeq lists its product as uncharacterized. NCBI's taxonomy places the organism in Eukaryota, Viridiplantae, Streptophyta, Magnoliopsida, Gentianales, Rubiaceae. The transcript is spliced from 2 exons. Bases 46 to 573 code for a protein of 175 amino acids. The record is from RefSeq and is a predicted model, not a curated record.
UUCUCCAAUUUUUCAUACUCAGUUUUAUUUGUAUCCGCCAUCACCAUGGCAUCCUGUCAAGUUAUCAUAGCUCUCUUCUUCACUUUGGCUCUUGCAAGAAUUGAACUUUCCACAAGUAAUGUCCUUAGGGGCUCAGUCACCUGUCUAGACUGUGAUGGCCACAGUGAUCUAUCUGGUAUUAAGAUAGUAGUGAAGUGCAGCAAUGUGAAGAAGGUGGAUGUGGCUACCACAAAAGAAGAUGGUACUUUUGAGACUGAUCUUGCCAAGGGUACUACAACUUCUCCUAAUUCACUAAAAUGCCUUGCCAAGAUCCUAGGAGGUCCAAGCUUGCUCUAUACUUCAGGAAAGAAGACAAUUUCUAAGGUUGAAAAGGUUGAAGGGCAUGACUACUACACAAAUACAGAGCCCCUUAACUUCUACAAAUCAUGCCCUGCAGAGAAGCAUGCAGAAUGUGCAUCUGUAGACUUGGAAUUUGGUUCAUCCAAGACAGUUGAUCUCCCUCUACCAAGGGAAUGGGGACUGGCACCAUCUAGCUACUACGUUCCUUUCAUUCCCAUUAUUGGAAUUCCUUGAAGUUUAUGUUCGUAGCAUUAUGAACUCCAUAAACUAAGCAGUACACAUAUAUAUGAUAUGUGUGUUUUUUUUGAGUAAAAAGAGAAGACUUGAUGUCUUGCUCUUAUUAUCAUCUUAGCUGUGUGUGUGUGUGUAUAAUGUACUGAUUUUGAGUUGUUGUAUUUCUAUGUGUCUCAUUUCUACUAUACAUUUGGCUUGCAUUUUAAUA